GCCAGUCUAUUCCAAUACUGCCCUUAGCGCUUGUCAAAAGCCGGUCUUUGCCCAGUAUCGAAUAUGUUGUAGCACAUUCUCGUGUGCUAUUACACUGUAAACUAAAGUACAUUUAUUAUCCGUCGUAUAACCAUACGUAGCUUGGAAUUAGCAGUGUUGGUUAUCGGUCAGUUAUUGAUCAAGCCCUCCGCCCUGCACAUCUCAUUGAAAGGACACCGAUCGGGAUUAUUUGUACCUACAGAUGUUUCGUCUAUUAUAAUGCAAGAUGCAUGCUGAUGCUCGGAAGAGGCUGCUCGACUCCGUAUUACUCAUCCUUUUAACCUCCUCCACCUACUGAAAAUAAUCGUAAACAGCUGAAAAUUGUUGAUUUUUUGGGGGUAAGUGAUCAUUUAGCAGGACGCAACAGUGUGUCCGCCCAUAUUUAUGUAAAGCACAGCCUCCGAGCGCAGGCCAUGUAGCCUGGAAAGAACAGAAUUCAUCUCUGUUUCGUAUGAAACUGUCGGUUUUCGGUUAGAAAAACCGUUGAAACACUUCAAGCGGAGUGUCAGUGGAUAUAUGCGCCUUUAUACACGCGGUUUAAAUGGAUAAUAACAUUAUGGCAAGGUCAUGAUAAACGCUUGAGUCACUAGAGGCUUUUCAGACGCGGAACUUACAGCAAACCCAAAGGUGAAGAAUGACAGAAUAUAAGCUUGUGGUCGUGGGGGCUGGAGGCGUGGGAAAGAGCGCACUCACCAUCCAACUCAUCCAGAACCACUUUGUGGAUGAAUACGACCCAACCAUAGAGGACUCCUACAGGAAGCAGGUGGUGAUUGACGGGGAGACAUGUCUACUGGACAUCUUGGACACUGCAGGUCAGGAGGAGUACAGCGCCAUGAGAGAUCAGUACAUGAGGACAGGAGAGGGCUUCCUCUGUGUAUUUGCCAUCAAUAACACCAAGUCCUUUGAGGACAUUCACCACUACAGAGAGCAGAUAAAGCGAGUAAAGGACUCAGAGGACGUCCCCAUGGUCCUGGUGGGGAAUAAGUGUGAUCUUCCAUCCCGCAGUGUGGACACCAAGCAGGCUCAGGAUUUAGCACGUAGCUACGGCAUCCCAUUUAUAGAGACCUCAGCAAAGACGAGACAGAGAGUGGAAGAUGCCUUUUAUACUCUGGUACGGGAGAUCAGGCAAUACCGGCUGCGAAAACUCAGUAAAGAAGAAAAGACGACACAAUGCAUCAAACUUAAAAAAUGUGUUUUGAUGUGAAAGGGGGCGUGGACGACGCGUUUUAUACUUUAGUCCGAGAAAUCCGGAAACACAAGGAGAAGAUGAGCAAGGAGGGCAAGAAGAAAAAGAAGAAAUCCAAAACAAAAUGUGUAAUAAUGUGAACAAGCCUUUCCUGUCAUUAUAGACUCAAACAAACAAGUUCCACAACUGCAUUUUGUACAUUACACUAAAUUAUUAGCCUCUUCAGAAAUACAGAAUGGAUCCUUAUUCUACUUGCUUUCUUAAGAGAAAUAAGCUUUACUUCUCGUUCGGUGCCAGUUGCCCCAAAGUGUUGGUCCCUUGACACCUUUAUGGCUUAUUUUAUCGAGUGGGUUGUCAGAGCUGGUUUUAUUUUGCAGUUGGUUUAUCUAGAGUAGUAAAGAAAGGUGUGGACUUAAAAAAAACAAACAAAAAAAAAAAAAGGCUUUUGGUGUGCUGUACGAGAGGGAACUAGCCGUGUAGCUGUUGUUUAGCCAUGAAAUUUGCAUGUGAGUCACUUGAUUUUACAGGAACUGAAACUUUGAGGAAUUGCUUUUUUUUAGGACCAACACUUUCAGGGGGUGUUUUGAUACAUUAUCACUGUGUAUGACCCUGCCUUUGGACGUCCCAGACUUCCAAAAACAACCUGCAUGUGAAAUUCCAUUGUAGUCGGAUUAACGCGCCCUUUCUUGAAAGCCAUGGUAAUGUAUAUAUGGUGAACUCUUAACCACGUUAACCUUAUUUCCCUGUUUGCAUGCUGUGUUCUGUUCAUUAAACUUCCAGGGAACUGUAAUGCGUCAAAUACUGUAUAAUAGCCACUGUUGUGUAGAAACGAUUGGCCUUUAUUUGUUUCAUUUUCAGUUAAACUCAUGAGGGUUUAUAUACCAGUCAAAAUCUGCUAAGAGGUAACGUCAUGUUAAAAUUUAUUGUCAUGUUAAACAGCAAAAGUAACUUUUUGUCAAAUUUAAUCUCUGAAGGUAGUGAUCUACACUAUCAGUCAAAAGUUUUUGAACAGUAAGAUUUUUAAUGUUUUUAAAGAAGUCUGUUCUGCUUACAAAGCCAGCAAAAACAGAAACAAUUUGAAAUAUUUUUACUGUUUAAAAUAACUGAUUUCUAUUUGAAUAUAUUUUAAAAUGUAAUUUAUUCCUGUUUUCACAGCUAAUUUUUAUUUCUACUCUACUCCAGUCACUUGAUCCUUCAGAAAUCAUUCUAGUAUUGCUGUUCAAAAAAAUCAAAUCAGCAUAUUACAAUGAUUUCUGAAGGAUCAUGUGACACUGAAGACUGGAGUAAAUCAUAGGAGUAAAUAACAUUUUAAAAUAUAUUCAUAUACAAAACUGCUAUUUUAAAUUGUAAAAAUAUUUCAUAUAUAUGAGCGCUGUAAUUUGGAUCAAAUAAAAGCAGGCUUGGUGAGCAGAAGUGAAUAUUUUUUUAUUUUUUUAUUUUUUUUUAAACUGUUCAAAAACUUUUGGUAAUUUACAUUUUAUAAAAGCCACCAGUCAAUUUCAGCAAGUGAAGAACAAAUUUAUUCUCGCACGUUUUAUGUAUUAGAUAUGUUACAGUUUUUGACCGACAGCAUGUUGAAGCCGCUCUGGUGGCAUUUUCUCCUCGGAAAGCGAUGAAGUUGUUCAAUUUUACACUACCUGGAUGUUUUAAGGAAAUGCGUGCACUCCCUGAACCUCUGCAGGCUUUUUGUAAAAAAGGUGUAUUGUGUAUGUUAUGUUUUGACAGACAAAAUAUUAUAUUCAGUGGUCUCAAAUUCAUAGGAGUGGUUGCUUUCAUUUGUCUUUUAUAAAUUUUUUUUUUUUUUUUUUUUUUUU
Labeo rohita (rohu) is the source of this 3039-nucleotide messenger RNA. RefSeq names its product v-Ki-ras2 Kirsten rat sarcoma viral oncogene homolog (gene kras). Gene Ontology annotation, molecular function: GTPase activity; GDP binding; GTP binding. Gene Ontology annotation, cellular component: plasma membrane. The coding region runs from base 674 to 1243 and encodes 189 amino acids. Lineage: Eukaryota; Metazoa; Chordata; Actinopteri; Cypriniformes; Cyprinidae. The record is from RefSeq and is a predicted model, not a curated record. Gene Ontology annotation, biological process: Ras protein signal transduction. The transcript has 6 exons.